AUGACAGAGCAUGAUGGUGGGAGAUACUCCUGUUAUUAUAACAGCCCCACUGGCUGGUCAGAGCCCAGUGACCCCCUGGAGCUGCAGGCAACAGGAUCCUACAGCAAACCCAGGCUCUCAGCCCUGCCCAGCCCUGUCGUGCCCUCAGGAGAGAAUGUGACCCUCCACUGUGGCUCAGGGCAAGGGUUUGACAGGUUCGUUCUGACUAAGGAAGGAGAUCACAGGCUCUCCUGGACCAAGAACUCAGAUUCACACUCCAAAGGCCUGUCCCAGGCCCUGUUUUCUGUGGGCCCCGUGACCCCCAGCCACAGGUGGUGCUCCCACGGGGGCCGGUACAGAUGCUACGGUGGAUACAGCCUCUCCUCUGCGUGGUCGACUCCCAGUGACCCCCUGGACAUCCUGGUGGCAGGUGAGUCUGGGAAGCCCAACCUCCUGAGCCAGCAGGGCCCCAUUGUGGCCUCUGGACAGAACCUGACCCUCCAGUGUCGCUCUGAUGUCGGCUAUGACAGAUUCGCUCUGCACAAGGAGGGGAGACGGGACCUCCCCCAGAGCCUUAUCCUGCAGCCCCAGGCUGGGCUCUCUCAGGCCCACUUCCCCCUGGACACUGUGAGCAGCUCCCACGGGGGCCGGUACAGAUGCUACGGUGGAUACAACCUCUCCUCUGAGUGGUCAGCCCCCAGUGACCCCCUGGAAAUCCUGGUGGCAGGACACCUGUCUGACAGACCCUCCAUCUCGGUGCAGCCAGGCCCCAGGGUGGCCUCAGGAGAGAAUGUGACCCUGCUGUGUCAGUCCCAAAGCUGGAGGGACACGUUCCUUCUGUCGAAAGAUGGGGCAGCUGGUCUCCCCCUGCAUCUGAGAUCAGAACACCAAGGUUGGCAGUACCAGGCAGAGUUCUCCAUGAGUCCUGUGACCUCAGCCCACGGGGGCACCUACAGGUGCUACAGAGCACACAGCAUCUCCCCCUUCCUGCUGUCACACCCCAGUGAGCCCCUGCAGCUCCUGGUCUCAGGACCCUCUGGAGGCCCCAGCCCCCCAUCAACAAGGCCCAUGUCCACAGGUGCCUCCCACCCCCAAGACUACACCGUGGGGAAUCUCAUCCGGAUGGGCGUGGCUGGCUUGGUCCUGGUGGCACUCGGGGUGCUGCUCUUUCAGGCUUGAAACAGCCAGAGAUGGACCCAGGAUGCAGCCAGGAGGUGA
Myotis davidii is the source of this 1197-nucleotide messenger RNA. Its product is annotated as leukocyte immunoglobulin-like receptor subfamily A member 6. Lineage: Eukaryota; Metazoa; Chordata; Mammalia; Chiroptera; Vespertilionidae. The record is from RefSeq and is a predicted model, not a curated record. The transcript has 7 exons.